Molecule: messenger RNA, 2346 nt
Organism: Xyrauchen texanus (razorback sucker)
Lineage: Eukaryota; Metazoa; Chordata; Actinopteri; Cypriniformes; Catostomidae
Gene: wt1a
Product: WT1 transcription factor a
Exons: 9
Coding region: 361-1623 (420 amino acids)
Biological process (GO): regulation of transcription by RNA polymerase II
Cellular component (GO): nucleus
Molecular function (GO): DNA-binding transcription factor activity, RNA polymerase II-specific; RNA polymerase II cis-regulatory region sequence-specific DNA binding
Source: RefSeq, a predicted model, not a curated record
UUCUCCUAUCUCUCCCUCUGCUUUCUCUCCUGCUCUCCUUACUCCAUUCACAGAGCUACAAGACGUUUGCUGAGACACUCCCUACUGACCCGUUUCCUUUCUCCCCAAAAUUCUCCAGUGCAACAUGGACCAUUCUGACUGAAAGCAACAGCUGCUUUGGCAUCAUCUUCAUACCUUUGGAGUGACUCUUGUUGGUUUUGACCAAACUUGACUCAGCGAUGACACCUUGCUGGACUUGACUUUGCUUUUUGCGUUGGAUUUGUAGCACCGAACUAAACUCAAAUCAGAUCCGUUGGACCUUGUUUCUGUGCUUGGCCUGUUUGCUCUAGUGCUCAGGUGUAUUGUAACAAGUAUAUAAAAAUGGGAUCUGAUGUGCGUGACCUCAACACCCUACUUUCGCCAGUGCCCGCACUACCAGGGGGGAACGGUAACUGCACCUUGCCCGUAAGCAGCACUCCUCAGUGGGCUCCAGUGUUGGACUUCCACACCGGUGCACCCUACAGCUCACUGGCCCCACACUCCUUCAUCAAGCAGGAGCCCAGCUGGGGUACGGCUGACCCCCAUGAGGACCCUCACUGUGGUCUAAGUGCCUUCACUGUGCACUUCUCCGGACAGUUCACCGGCACUGGGGCCUGCAGGUACGGAGCCUUUGGGGCCCCUACACCCAGUCAGCCUCCACCCAGCCAGCCUAGGAUGUUCAGCAAUGGCCCUUACCUGUCCAACUGCAUGGACAGCCAGCCCAGCUCCAGGAAUCAGGGUUACAGCACAGUCCCCUUUGAUGGAACCACAAACUAUGGACACACUCCCUCCCACCACACUUCACAGUUUCCCAACCACACCUUCAAGCACGAGGACCCCAUCGUGCAGCAAAGCAACAUGGGUGAGCAGCAGUAUCCUGUCCCUCCUCCAGUAUAUGGCUGCCACACUCCCUCUGACAGCUGUACAGGAAGUCAAGCACUGCUCCUGAGGAACCCUUACAACAGCAGUGAUAAUUUAUACCAAAUGGCGUCACAGUUGGAGUGCAUGGCGUGGAACCCUGUCAACCCUUUGGCAUCCACUAUUAAGAGCAGCCAUGGAGCAGGUUAUGAGAGCGACCCCAGCACGCCCAUGGUCUACAGCUGCAGCGCACAAUACCGCAUCCACACUCACGGCGUCUUCAGAGGCAUUCAGGAUGUGCGACGAGUUCCAGGCAUUACCCCUGCCAUAGUGCGUUCCUCUGAGACCAACGAGAAAAGGCCGUUCAUGUGCGCCUACCCGGGCUGCAACAAAAGAUACUUUAAACUGUCUCACUUACAGAUGCAUAGUCGUAAACACACAGGGGAGAAACCUUAUCAGUGUGACUUCACAGACUGUGGUCGCAGAUUCUCCAGAUCAGACCAGCUAAAAAGGCACCAGAGAAGACACACAGGCGUUAAGCCAUUCCAGUGCGAAACCUGUCAGAGAAAGUUCUCACGGUCAGACCACCUUAAGACCCACACCCGGACACAUACAGGUAAAACAAGUGAAAAACCAUUCAACUGCAGAUGGCCAAACUGUCAGAAAAAGUUUGCCAGGUCUGAUGAGCUUGUACGGCACCACAACAUGCACCAGAGGAAUUUGACGAAGUUGCAGCUGGCCAUCUGAUUGAACUGUUCUUUCUUUGUAAUAGUACUAAUCCUAAAGUGGCACUUUGAAAAAAUUAUUUCAUGGAGUGCAAGAGGCUGAAAUGCCUGUUUAUCUGCAUGUGCAGCAUCCCCUAAUGGCAACUCGUAACUGGCCCUAAUACACCAUCACAGUGUCAAUAUUAAAAUGUCUGUUUCCAAUGAGGGAACCUUAUCAUGUCUUUUAUGAGAUUUUUGAUUGAGAUGUGCAAUAUUAUGUACAUCUAACAGUUAAUUUAGUUGUUCUCAGCAGUUUCCAGACUAAUUUAUUACGUUUUAUUUUUUUGUAAAUUAAAAUGUAACUUUUUUUCUCCUGGUAAAACUCAUUCGAACUUUAUCCAACAGCUUUUGUAUGUUGUAUCUGAAAUUGUGAACCACUCUCCACUUAAGUGCUUGUCCAUGCCAUUUGUAAAAAUCCACUCUCUUUGACCUCCCCAGUUAAUUUAUGAGUAGGUCACACUGGCUAUGUGGCUGAGCGUUUGUGGUCAAGUUGUAAAUAUUAGUUUCAAUCCUCAGCCAACACCAAAAAAUCUAACAUGCAAAAUUGGUAAAAAUGACUCAUAGGUAAAGGAAAGAAAUGUGAAAAGUGUUUAGAUGAAAAUGUUUUUUGUUUUUCUUGUUUUUCAAUGAGCUCUAUUUGAAUGUAUAUGUCUUAUAUAUUUACAUUCUGUUUUUUUGUUGUUGUUUUUUUUAAAUAAAACUCUGC